This is a messenger RNA of Erigeron canadensis, 1280 nucleotides long. RefSeq names its product DNA repair protein RAD51 homolog 3. The record is from RefSeq and is a predicted model, not a curated record. The coding region runs from base 64 to 1104 and encodes 346 amino acids. Gene Ontology annotation, biological process: meiotic DNA recombinase assembly; reciprocal meiotic recombination; DNA repair. Gene Ontology annotation, molecular function: ATP binding; ATP-dependent DNA damage sensor activity; crossover junction DNA endonuclease activity. Gene Ontology annotation, cellular component: replication fork; Rad51B-Rad51C-Rad51D-XRCC2 complex; Rad51C-XRCC3 complex. Lineage: Eukaryota; Viridiplantae; Streptophyta; Magnoliopsida; Asterales; Asteraceae. The transcript is spliced from 9 exons.
AAAUCAUCUUCUUCAAAAACUUAAAACAAAGGUGAUUGGAUUGGCGGGAAAAUUGAGAGAAAAAUGGAGGUGGUGAAAUUGCCGUUAGCAGCAUCGCAGAAAGGGAAAUUAAUAUCUGCAGGCUACACUUCCAUUGCUUCCCUUUCUUCUAUCCCCCCUUCUCAGCUUUCCAGAGAACUGAAAAUCUCAGAAACGGAGGCACUUGAAAUUCUAAAGAAUGUAUCAGAUGGUACAAGGUUGGAGAGCACCAGUAGCAGUCUUACUAUUGUCAAUGGCGCCCAGAGUGCCUGGGAUAUGCUGCAGGAAGAAGAAACCCUGAUGCGUAUUACUACAUCAUGUGCUGAUUUGGAUAACAUUUUGGGUGGAGGAAUAAGCUGCAAAGAAGUGACUGAAAUUGGUGGAGUUCCAGGCAUCGGUAAAACACAACUCGGAAUUCAACUUGCAGUAAAUGUUCAGAUCCCGUAUGAUUAUGGUGGACUUGGAGGCAAGGCCAUUUACAUAGAUACCGAAGGUAGCUUCAUGGUUGAACGUGCUUUACAAAUUGCAGAAGCUUGUGGUGAUGACAUGGUAGAAUACAGUCGUUUGUAUCACAAGGGAUCUCAAGCAUGUGAAGUUAAGAUGCAGCCCAAAGAUUUUCUUGAGAAUAUAUUUUACUUUCGUGUAUGCAGUUAUACCGAGCAAAUUGCUCUCAUCAAUUACUUAGAGAAGUUCAUCACAGAGCAUAAAGAUGUUAAGGUGGUUAUAAUUGAUAGCAUCACAUUUCACUUCCGUCAAGAUUUUGAUGACAUGGCUCUCAGGACAAGAGUACUUGGUGGAAUGGCCUUGAAGUUGAUGAAACUUGCCACAAAAUUUGGAGUUGCGAUUGUUCUCUUAAAUCAAGUGACCACCAAGUACUCAGACGGCUCAUUCCAUUUAGCCCUUGCACUCGGUGAUAGUUGGUCGCAUGCCUCCACAAACCGGAUCAUUUUGCAUUGGAAUGGCAAUGAACGCUAUGCAUACAUUGACAAGUCACCCUCUCUCCGAUCAGCAUCUGCACCUUAUUCUGUGACAGCCAAGGGAAUCAGGAACUCAACUUCAGACAACAAAAGAGUUAAAAACAUGUAAGUUAAUGGCAUACUUGGAUAGAGUAACAUGUCUUGUUCUGCAAAUUUUUUGUAUAUGAUAUUAUUAUAAGCUAAAACCAUGUUUUUUUUUAAAGUCCAUUACUAGUUGUCCAGGUUAAUAAGUGUACUCACAAUAUCUAUUUAACUAAUUAACAUUAACGAUAUUAACAUUUUGUA